AUGUUGCAGCCAGCCAACGCCGAGUCGUCCGCGGACCUCACAGCCAACGCCGCUGCGCCGAGCGGUGAGCUCGACUUCACCUCUCGCCUCCCGUCCGCGUGGCGCGUCGGCGCCAUCAUUGGCGGCACGGGCUCGGGCAAGACACGCGCGAUCGAGGCGCUGCGGGCGGCUGGGCUGGUCGAUGCCACCGCACCUUACGAGUGGCCAACCGACUCCGCGAUUGUGAGCGCCAUCGCCGCGAGUCAUCUCGUCCGGCAGGCCGCCGGGAAGGGCACCCUCGCGAGUGUCUGGUCGCAGCAGGUGAAUGCAGGUCCGCCGGAGAGCGUGUGUGCCGAGCUUGCGAUGGGGCGGCUCGGCUGCGUCGGGCUCAACUCGCUGCCCGUGUGGCUGCGGCCCUACCAAGCGCUAUCCAACGGGCAGCGCGCCCGAGCCUCCAUCGCUGUCUCGCUGACGAGCCGAACCGCGGUGGACGACUUUGGCUCCACUGUCGACGCGCAGAACGCCUCGGUGUGCGCCGCUGGCAUCGCCCGCUCGGUGCGGCGCAAAGGGCUGCACAGCGUCGUCGUAGCCUCGGUGCACACGGAGCUCUUGCCGUGGCUAGGGGCGGACUGGGUGCUCUUCCCGGCGACAGGGGCACUUCACAUCAACCCUAACCCGGGCGCGAAGCCGGCGGUGCUGGUGCGGUACGACGAAGAGGUCACGGACGCGGCUUUCGUGGCCGGGCUCAGCCGCCCGGUCGCACCGCCGCCGCUCGAGCGCGCGACGAGAACGUGCGCUGCCGCGGCUAUCUUUGGGCAGACUGGCGCAGCACCGCCGCAGAGGUUUGUGUCCAAGGUGAGGGUCGACGCCGCGACUGAGGCUGCCGCCGUCGCCUUCGAGAUUCGCUUCGACGGCACCUCGGCCGAGUUUGUGGUGCCGGCCUUGCCGCCCCUGCCGCCUGAAUGGCGCAUCGGGCUGCUGGUCGGCGAGUCCGGCUCCGGCAAGUCCUCUCUGCUGCGCACGAUGCGCCCCGAUGCGGGCGCUGCUUUCGCGGCGCUCGGCGGCGAGGGCGAUGACUCAGCCGCCUGGCCGGCGGACGCGCCCGCAGCCUCUGCACUGCGGGGCGGCGCCUCUGCGGUGGCGGCGUUUGGCGGCAGCGCCAUCGCUGCCGCCGCGCAGAGCCGCCCGUUUGGCGCCCUCUCGCGCGGCGAGCGCACGGUCGUCGCACUCGCAAGGCUGUGCGAAGAGGCGGGCGGAGAGUCGCACGAGGGGUCUGGCGCAGAGCCGACCGUGGCAGACGAGUUCACGUCCUUCGUCGACAGGUCGACGGCGGCCGCCGCCGCCGCCGCCACCCGCGCCGCGUGGCUCCGGCGAGGCAGCGGCCGACUGGUGUGCGCCAGCGUGCACGAGGAUGUGCUCCCCGCGCUGCUCCCCGACUGGUCCUUCGACCUCAAGACGCGCAAGCUGACCGUCUACUCGUGGGACCCGCGCGACCUGCUUCGCCCGACGCCUGCGCCGCCGCCCACGCCGUCACCUGCGCAGGUCCACCCGGAGCCCGCGAGUCUCUUCGCCCCGCCUGCAGUCGAGGUUCUGGUGCGGCAGACCAUGAAGCAGCCGAACGAGCUCGAGGUGGCUCGCAAGGCGGGCGACCGCGAGGCGGUGGAUUACAAGCUGCGCCUCUGGGACCGGUUCAAGGCGCACCACUACAUGGACUCAGGGCUCAACCCGGCGGCCACGUGCGCCGUCGCGAGGUGGGGGCGCACGCCGGUGGGCUUCGUCGCCACGAUGCCGCAGCCCGGCAGAUUCGGUUUCGACCCGCGGCUGCUCUGCCGCGAGCACCGACUCGUCGUGCUGCCCGAGUUCCAGGGCCUCGGGAUCGGAUCGCGCCUCUCGGACGCGACAGCCGCGCGCUUCGUGCGGCGCGGCAAGCGGUACACCUCGAGGAGCGGCCACUUGACGCUCCGCGUGCACCGCGAGCGCUCGCCGCUCUGGAAAGCGCCCGACUGGCAGGGCGAGCACGGCCGCAAAGCGGCAGACAAGGGCAUGGGCUUCGAGAAGAAGGGGCGAAAGGUGCCGGCAUCGGCGGCGGCGGGAGCCGACGCCGAUGCCAAGGACCGGACUCUCUUCUCGUUCGAGUACGUGGGGACGAAGGAGGAGCAGGCGGAGAGCCGUGCCGCCGCCGCAGCAGGACUGGACAAGACGGCAUCUUCUCCCGCCGCCACAUCGGCCUCUGGCACCGCCGCCGCCCUGUCCGCCGGCGCUGCCAUCGCCGCAACCCCUGGCGCCGCCGGCAAGCGCUCGGCCUCCGCAGAGGCGCCCGACCUCCCUCUGGCCAAGCGCGCAGCCGGCGUUGCCUCCGACCCUGUCGACCUCGAGGACGAGUCGCAGCGGGCGGCGCCGCCGGCGCGCAGCGCCAAGCAGGUCGGCCUCGCGGCCUUCUUCUCCUGCGCCGGCCCGGGCUCCGCUUCGGCCCCCGCUGUGCCUGCGCCGUCGCGGCCUCGCCCGCCGCUGCUGCCACGCCCCGCGGCCAGCUCGCCCGCUGCCGCGCCCGCGCCGAAGAAGGAGCCGGGGCAGCGCAAGGUCUACAAGUGCAGCCAGUGCCACAAGCCGAAGAAGGGUUGCGGCUGCGAGCGGAAGAGCAAGAGCAAGUGA
Molecule: messenger RNA, 2631 nt
Organism: Emiliania huxleyi CCMP1516
Lineage: Eukaryota; Haptophyta; Isochrysidales; Noelaerhabdaceae
Exons: 1
Coding region: 1-2631 (876 amino acids)
Molecular function (GO): acyltransferase activity, transferring groups other than amino-acyl groups
Source: RefSeq, a predicted model, not a curated record